CCCCGAGGUUGGUUGCCAUGGCGCAGCCGCGAUGACCGCCGCCGCGUGAAACGGGGCGCGCGCGAUGGAGGAAGAGGACGCGAGAGACUACAAUGAACCUUGUGGAUAUUGUUCUGCUGUCAGCUGGAGCGUAACAGAAGAAGGCAGAUUUUACUGCACAUCUUGCCACACUGUCAUAGAAAAGACUAGAGAAGUUCAAACUGGUGAUGUUAUUACUAAUGCAAGGGCACAGUCUAUCUCUAGAGGAUUAAGAAAAAGGAAGAAUAAAUUUGAUAAAGGCUGGGAAUGGUUUAUAUGUGAAGGUUUUCAGUAUAUUCUUCGAAAACAAGCUGAGGCGCUGCAAUCUUUAGGAGUUUCUUCUCAGAUUAAGGAUGAAGUUCUGUAUAAUUUUUGGAGACGAUAUCUUCACAAGAGCAAACAGGGAUAUGGUGACAAGCCUCUCAGUGAUGUUAGUCAUGAUAUUUCAUCUCACACAGACACUGAGACAGAAGUUGAAAGUACUAGCCCGAUUAAGUUGAUUUCUUCAAGAAGUGAUAUAGAUGUGAUAUCAGAAUUUAGCGCAGCUGCUUCUUCUUCUGUUAGUAAAGCAUCAGCAAAAUCGGGCUGGUCCGGAUCCGUGGACGGCGGUUCAUAUUUACAGAAAAAGAAGAAAGGGGAUCUGAGCUUGUCCAUGCCGCUUACUCUGGCUUUCUGUUCUCUGGCAUUGCUAUGGCUGAGGGAAUCCAUUACAUUAGCAGAUCUUUUAAGGUUGGUAAUGGAUGAUCACAUUCCUUACUUGAAUGCUUUCAAAGAGUUCCCAGAGGAGAUGAAAAUGUAUGGAUCUGACUUUAAGAUCUUUCGGGUGCAGUCUUGGCCUAAGUAUGAGGAUAUUUAUAAAAAAAUGCAUGCCCUUGCAGAUUUCAUCGAUCUGCCUUGUUUUCCAGAUAUAACAGAGGGCAGCUUUCUUCAUCCAAAUAUUCUUUGCAUGAAAUACAUGAUGGAAAUCAACUUGCCUGAUGAAAUGAAUAAAUGGACUUGUAAAGUGAUAAAAAAAAUUGGUGUUGGUGAAACAGACUUUCUGACGCUUCAUCCUGGCAAUAAAUCCACUUGGAAAGUGAAAUACGAUAUACUUGCCGUAGCUAUUAUUAUAGUAGUGCUGAAAAUUCUAUUCUUGUUGGAUGAUGAAUAUGAGUGGUUGCUAGCAAACUACACGGAGGAAAGAAACAAAAAAAAUGAAGAAGGUUGUCAGAUUUUUGAUAUUAGAAAAUGGUACAUGGUUGUAAAGAAUAUUCUGGAUGUGGAGCAGAAAAAAUAUAAUGAAGAAAGAAUCAGGCGUUUAUGGCGAUGUGAGAAGCCACUACUAUAUUCAGCCUCUGAAAAAUACGUUGUCCUCAAGAAGAAACAGAUGGUAAUGGAUCUUCAGAGGCAGUUUCGUACCCUGACAGGCUGCUUGGAACUAACUGAGAAGCGAAAACUUUCCCUUUUCCAGUUCAACUGGACUGAAGAAAGCACAAAAAAGGACUGUUUUCAUAGUCACAGUCUCGGAGCAUUUUUGCAACAGAAAGGGGACAUCUUCACCCCUCUGAACAGAGACUAUUGGUUGUGUUCAGUUAAAAAGUGCAAGAGAAUCAGCAGUUUGGACACGUCCAAAGCUUGGACAUCUCAUAGAGGGGAACAAAUAUUCCAUCGACUCCCUACUAUAGUGGCUCCAGAAAAAUCAAAGAUGUAAAAACAGAAAAUGAAAGUAUGGUUUCAUUUGAUGUCACAGCCUUCUUUAUUCCCAUUGGUCUGGGAACCAACUUAGUCCAAUACACUAAGACUGAAAUAACCAGAAUCAUACGCCUCAUCGAUCUUUGACUCACUACCAACUUUCAGUUUGAUGGACAAAUAGACCAACAGAUCAGAGCAACGCCCAUGGGAUCAUCACAUUUAAGGCUCAGCAGAGGCCAUAAUCCAACAUCAAGAAACUAGCACUCCUAUUCUAUACCUGUGCAUUUGGUUUUUCUUGCCUGCUUUGCCUCUAAUGGUUUCCA
Molecule: messenger RNA, 2012 nt
Organism: Thamnophis elegans (Western terrestrial garter snake)
Lineage: Eukaryota; Metazoa; Chordata; Lepidosauria; Squamata; Natricidae
Gene: TAF1B
Product: TATA-box binding protein associated factor, RNA polymerase I subunit B
Exons: 15
Coding region: 65-1708 (547 amino acids)
Biological process (GO): nucleolar large rRNA transcription by RNA polymerase I; RNA polymerase I preinitiation complex assembly
Cellular component (GO): RNA polymerase transcription factor SL1 complex; RNA polymerase I core factor complex
Molecular function (GO): RNA polymerase I core promoter sequence-specific DNA binding
Source: RefSeq, a predicted model, not a curated record